UCCGCCCACCGGACUUGACUCUCCGCCGCCGUGAUCUUUCCUGCGUUGUUUGGGGACAGUAGCAAGAUGGCGGCCACCCCGCUGUACUGUGUCUGCCGGCAGCCCUAUGACGUGAGCCGGUUUAUGAUCGAGUGCGACAUCUGCAAGGACUGGUUCCACGGCAGCUGUGUGCACGUGGAGGAGCACCAUGCUGUUGAUAUUGACGUUUACCACUGUCCGAACUGUGACGUCCGACACGGACCCUCCCUGAUGAAAAGGCGAAACAACUGGCACCGCCACGAUUACACGGAGCCCGACGACGGAGCCAAGCCCGUGCAAGCCGGCACCCCCGUGUUUGUCAAGGAGCUGCAGAGCAGGACCUUCUCCAGCUGCGAGGAGGUGGUGAUGCGCAUGCGCGGCGAGCAGGUGACGCCCAAGUACCUGGAGCGCUCGGGCUUCCGCCACCCCAUCGCCGUCACCGAGAUGGAAGGCCUGGGCCUCAAGCUGCCGCCUCCCACCUUCGGCGUGCGAGACGUGGAGCAGUACGUGGGCGGCGACAAAGUGAUCGACGUGAUCGACGUCGCGCGACAAGCCGACACCAAGAUGAAGCUCAGCCAGUUCAUCAAGUAUUUCACCGGCCCGCAUCGCCCCAAAGUGCUCAACCUCAUCAGCCUGGAGUUCUCCGACACCAAGAUGUCCAAGCUGGUGGAGGUGCCCGACGUUGCUCAAAAGAUGUCCUGGGUGGAGAACUACUGGCCGGACGACUCGUUCUUCCCCAAGCCCUUCGUGCAGAAGUACUGCCUGAUGGGCGUCAAGGACAGCUACACCGACUUCCACAUCGACUUUGGCGGCACCUCCGUGUGGUACCACGUCCUCUGGGGCGAGAAGGUCUUCUACCUGAUCAGGCCCACGCCUGCCAACCUGGCGCUCUACGAGGCCUGGAGCUCCUCGCCCAAUCAGAGCGAGGUCUUUUUCGGGGACAAAGUGGACAAGUGUUACAAGUGCGUGGUGCCUCAGGGAACCACGCUGCUCAUCCCCACAGGCUGGAUUCACGCUGUCCUGACCUCUCAGGAUUGCAUGGCGUUUGGCGGCAACUUCCUGCACAACCUCAACAUUGGCAUGCAGCUCAGGUGUUACGAAAUGGAGCGCCGUCUGAAAACGCCCGACCUCUUCAAGUUCCCUUACUUUGAGGCCAUCUGUUGGUAUGUGGGCAAGAAUCUUCUGGAAACUCUCAAAGAACUCCGAGAAGACACCUGUCCACCUCCGACGUACCUCACGGAGGGCGUGAAGGCUUUAAUCUGUGCACUCAAGACAUGGUUGAAGAGAGAGGUGACUCAGCCCAACAGCGAGGUCCCCGACAACAUCAGGCCAAAUCAUCUCAUCAAAGAGCUCACCAAGGAAAUGCGACACCUGGAGGAGGAACCGAGCAACGGAGGAGGGGGCGUUGGCGUCAAGCCCCUCAAAUCUCAGGGAAGCGUCUGCGGGGGCGGCGGAGGAUCCAACGGGUGCCCGUCCACUCGCGCCACCCUAGAGCGUCUGUGCCAAGCGCGGCAAGCGAGGCGGGCCGCCCGCCGCCUGCGGGAGCAGCAACAGCAGCGGCAGACGCCCCGGACGUCGUCCAACCUGGACAUCCUGGAGAGACACACCAGGGAGGUGCUGAGGAGGCUGGAGGUGGGCCCCUUGGAGGAGGAUCCGGCGUUCUGCGCCAAGGUGCGGGGAAAGCUCAACAAGGCGUCGACGGCCUCGGCCGCCGCCGCCGCAGAAUCCCUGGAGGAGAACCACCUCAGACUCAUGCUGGUCAACGGCAGGAUCAUACGGGAUAUGAGGCGGCCCGCGGCGUGCCCGGUCAAAACGGAGUCCGAGAGGCAUGUCACCGCCGGCGCCAACAAAAGCGCUGACAUCAAGUCACACCGGAUCAAUCGGGGACUACACACCGACGCCCACAAAAUUAUCGCAGAUGUGGAAAGAGUGAAGACUGAACUCAGGGAAGAAGUGUCCGAUGUACACAUGUGUACAUCGGAUGUGGAUUCGGACAGCGACGCCCCCACACAGCUCAAAGUGUCGCCGCUGUCGUCCUCUUCCGACGAGGACUCUGAGGAAGAGGAGCAAAGGCAGAAAGGACACACCAUCGAGCUGGACCAAUCUCGCCAGAAACCACUCAAACGAGAACGUCCUACCUCACCCAGCACGGAAGAAGCCAUUCAGGGGAUGUUGUCCAUGGCCGGCCUGCUGUGCCCCGCCAAGCCGGAGAAGGCAGCAUCGCCCCAAGAACCGUGGUGGUCCUCCGGCCCGGCGGAGCAGCGGGGCCCGGCGCCCCACCAGCAGGGAGUCGCCAGCCCCAUGGACAGCCAAGGCAACAGCAGAGAGGCCUGGGACAAUCAGGGCCUGCCCAGCCCAGAGCACCAUUACCAGUACUGUGACCCCAACAUGUCGCCGCCCCUGCACCCCUCCAAGAGGCACGCCUCCAACCCCCCGCCCGUCAGCAAUCAAGCCACAAAAGGCAAACGUCCCAAAAAAGGCAUGGCCACCGCCAAGCAGAGACUCGGCAAGAUUUUGAAAAUCAACAGACACAGUCGUGUUUUUGUCUAAGACGCUUUUUUUUAAUGAGCUAUUUGGACACUUUUGUGCUUUUUAGAAGUGAGACGAAGUGAAGAGGACAUACGACGAAGGGUCAUGCACCACUUCACGACAAGCACACUAACAAAAGAAAACUGAGGUAGGAAGGGAGCGACUGCGGGCAUUAAAAUGGAGGACGAGGACAAUGAGGUUUACCAAACAACUUUUGACGCCAGGUUGUGAUUAUUUCAUUCAUUCUUUUUUCGGGGUGGCAGAUUUCACAAAUGGUGCUCAUGCUUUGUAAGUCUCACCAGCAAUAAAAAAAAAACCUCUUUAAGGGCAGCAGCUUUUUUCCCCCCUUUCCACUCUUCUUCCUUGCUUUUGAUACAAGCUUAUUGCUGCCCCCUGUUGGUUUGAAUAGGAAUUUUUCACAAAGAAAAAACUCAUGGAUAUUCCGCUUAAUUUAUUUCUCCUUUUGUAUGUGAUUUUUUUCGGGAUGUAUUUAUUAAUGAAGAGAUACAAUUUUAUUAUAUUUUGGAGGUUCUUAAUCUUUGUUUUUCUGUAAAUGUGGCGUGUUUGCGUUGAUAUGCUCGUCAUCUUGUUGUGUAGCAGCGGAUUUACUAAUUAUCAAUUCUUAUUCUCCCUGUAGCCAGUGUGGGGUUUUUUUUUGUUUUCCUGGGCCAUGUGCGACUAGAACGGGUCUGUUUUUAAUCAUCAAUCCACUCGUGCCACUUAGUAUUCUGAGCCACUGUGGUGCCGAGAGGUUGUGAGGAGCUUAAAAUAGUGCUGAUUUUCACGGUUGUUGACUCAGGGAAUGAUGCCAUGAACAGAAUCAAAAGCACCAGCCACCUCACAAAUGCGGAUGUUCUCACGUUUUCAUGUUUGUUUUCGUUUCCCUGCUGUUGACUCUUUCGAAACCCAUUGCUCAGUCUGAUUCAGUCAUCCCCAAAAACAAGUAGCUUUAAGCUCUGCUCAGGUUGAUGCGCACACAACCCGCGAGUGACUUUCAGCACACACGCUUGUAGUUGUUCACAUAGCCGCCGCUGUCGCUUUCCUUCCUGUAGGUUUGUUAAAUCCACUACAGUCCUUUUUUUUCCUUCCCUUCACUUUUGGCAUUUGUGUUCAAAGUGUGAUGGGUCACCGAUUGCUUACAUUCUGAACAACAAUUGAGAUUCAAACACUGGCAAGCUGACACACUGUUUGUGUAUUUCAAACAAUUGCGUGUAAAUAAAACGAGCAAAACUAA
This is a messenger RNA of Hippocampus zosterae (dwarf seahorse), 3781 nucleotides long. It is a transcript of the gene kdm7aa, whose product is annotated as lysine (K)-specific demethylase 7Aa. Gene Ontology annotation, molecular function: histone demethylase activity; transcription coregulator activity. Gene Ontology annotation, biological process: regulation of transcription by RNA polymerase II; protein demethylation. The transcript is spliced from 18 exons. The coding region runs from base 67 to 2568 and encodes 833 amino acids. The record is from RefSeq and is a predicted model, not a curated record. Lineage: Eukaryota; Metazoa; Chordata; Actinopteri; Syngnathiformes; Syngnathidae.